UCAACCACGAAGCGACACAUUGCAGUCGUUGCUUUUGCUGCUUUACUAAAAUAAAAAGAAACACACGGAGAGUUUGGGUUUUUUUUUUAUGAGGCAGCCACGCAGAUUAUUUGAUUUUAACACACCCUGCAGUUGCGGAGAUGGUUUAGUCUGUAGUAGGUGGGACGUCGAGCGGUCUGCAGGACGUCGUAGAUCAAUGAACCGGACCGGAGGGCUGGUCCAUCGCCUGGGUGUUUGCAUCUGACUGUAUAGAUGUGUCAGUAUCUAUGUAGGCUACAGAGGACGGAGCGCAUUACAGCCUCGCAUUAUUUUUUCUUUUUUUGUUAACCAUCCUCUCCAGUAUGCCGAUGUUUUAGACCCACUUGGCUAUUCCGCACACCCUUCGGCUUCCGUCUAGUGGCUCCGUGUUGCGAUUUCGGAUUCAAAUUAGGAAAUAAAAGCUAACUAUAACCUCCAGGAUGAUCUUUGCAAAUACAGGCAACCCGCUGAAGACAGCCAAUCGAAAGCAGUCCUAUCCCAUGACUCCGUCCAGUCCCAGCAGCAGCAGCAACAGCAGCAGCACAGGCUGGGAGCAGCUCAGCAAAACCAACCUGUACAUCCGCGGCCUCCCCCCUGCUACUACAGACCUGGAUCUGGUCAAACUCUGUCAGCAGUAUGGCAAGAUCCAGUCAGCAAAGGCAAUCCUGGACAAGACAACCAACAAAUGUAAAGGUUAUGGCUUUGUGGACUUUGACAGCCCGGCAGCUGCUCUAAAGGCAGUACAUGCUCUCAAAACCAGUGGUAUACAAGCCCAGAUGGCCAAGCAACAGGAGCAAGACCCAACCAACCUGUACAUCUCCAACCUGCCGCUGUCCGUGGAUGAGAAGGAGCUGGAGAACAUGCUGCAGCCCUUCGGCCAGGUCGUCUCCACGCGCGUCCUCAGAGACUACAGCGGCAACAGCCGAGGCGUUGGCUUCGCCAGGAUGGACACGACAGAGCAGUGCAACACAGUGAUCUCCCACUUCAAUGGGAAAUUUAUCAAGACAGCUUCUGGGGCUCUGGCUCCAUCUGAGCCGUUGUUGUGUAAGUUUGCAGACGGUCAGAAGAAGAAACACGCUCACGGCGCGUUUGUUCCUAACGGACGGACAUGGAACAGAGACGGGGACCUGAGAGUGGGUGCAAUGACUCUUACCUAUGACCCCUCCUCAGUAGCUAUGCAGAAUGGGUUCUAUCCUUCUCCUUAUCCUGUGGCCAACAGGAUGAUGACUGUGCAGCCCACCAUGUCUCCCUACAUGUCCCCGGUCUCUGCCUACCAGGUACAGGGUCAUUCUUGGGUGGCACAUCCACAAUAUUUCAUGCAACACCCGGCUGCUGUGAUGUCUCCCUCUGUGGAUCCCUCCAUGUCACUGCACCCCACAGCCAUGAUUACUCAGCAGAUGGGCCAUCUGUCAUUGGGAAAUAGUGGAGCGUAUAUUGCAGCCAGCCCUGCCGUGCAAGCAGCUUACAUGCCCCAGUACCCUGCCAUGCAGACGGCACCUGAAAAUGGCACACAGCAGCAGGUGGACUCAUCCAACAACUCGUCUCCUUACAGUCAACACAGCAAGUAAUCAUAGUUUAAACUCCUCCUCUGGGAGCCAGAGGACGUCGGCACCUGCUGCCGACAUCACAGUGGUAACAGUCAUCGCCUUCUCUGAUUGGACCAGACACAUGAACUUUUUGCACAGCCCCAACUUUUGUGACGGAACAUGAGGACGGAGUAAAUGCAGUUGGCUAAUCACAGCAAAGGAAAAAAAAAAGAAAAAAAAAAGAUUUAUUUUGAUAAGAAACAACGUAUACUUCUUUUUUCUCUUUUCCAAGGAUUCUCAAAACAAAUGUCAGAGGACUUCCAAGUGUGAUGUGAUAUUCAAAAUGCAUGAGAUUGAAAUAUUUUUCCCCAAGGUUUCUAUGAUUUUAUAGUUAAUUUGUGAUAUAUGAAAACCUUGCUUGCACUGAAGUUUCACGUUUCAAAAUGGCUUCAUUUUGGUUUUCGGAGUUUUCAUGAAGCAGCUUUUGCCUAGUCGAUUAAUUUUCAACCACGCUGACAAGUGAUAACAGACGACCAUGUCAUUAGAAAAUUAAUGAAUUUAUUAUUGGAAAAAGGUGCCUUCUUUAUGUCACAUCAAACUUUCUACCUUUUUCAUGGAGCGUUAGCUAUCAUACUCUACUUGAUUGACCACAGUGUGUGUGAAAUCAUGAAGAUAUUCAAGAAUGCUGCGCUAUCUAAUCUCCUAGUUGCAAUAAAGACAAUGAGAGUCCAGCUGCAAUAGUGGAAAAAUAAGAACUGUGACAAGCUCACAACAAGGUGAUUCCAUAUUUUUCGACUGAUUUUUUUUUUUUCGUUCUGUUUUGUUUUGUUUAGUUCAAGACAUGACAUUAAGCAAGAGCUGUACUUUUAUGAAAUUAGAAGUUUUAGACAGGACGAGCAUCUUUUAGGAGGUUUUUGCUCUAGGGGUCAAUAUGACCGGUGAUCUACCUCAUGGUUCUGUGUCUGCUGGUGUUGCAGGGUUUGCAGGUACAUCCCUUUUCACCAGAACUGAUGAAGCAGAACAAAAGCCAUGCUCAGGAGCUGGCUAGAUAGGACUUUUAUGUCUCCCACAUGCAAUAUUUCUUUUCUUGGUCUUCAAAGAAACUUCGUGCUUUGCUUCAUCUUUAUUUGUCAUUGCUCUGUUCAUAGUAGUUUUUUUUUUUUUUUUUUUUUUAAUCCGCUGAGUGUUGUUCUGUUGUGCUGCUCCAUUUUAGAGAUCCAGAAAUAAGAAAAGUACCUAGCUUCUCCUUAAAUAUUUUUUUACAAGGUGCUUGAAAAUUUUUAAUGCAAACUACAUGCAGUACGGUGCAUUUCUCCUGCAUUGGCAGAUCUAGGAUGAGACACCACUGCCCCUUACCUCUUCUCUGUUUUCUUUGAAAAGGCAAAAAAAAAAAAAAAAAAAAGUCACUAGACAAAAUAAGGCUGGGAUUUAACCAAAUACUCAUUUUGGUUCUUUGAUAAUGCCUCAGCUUAAACAAAUGACAAACAACAAUAUUGUUUUUUGAUAAGUAGAAAAUCUACUUUCAUUCAAUUCUUGCCACAUGUAUAAAAAUGUAGGAUUUUUUUUUUUUAAAAAAUGAAUGAAUGAAGCGGUUGGAGAAACGCAGUGAUGGGACACUGAUAGAAUUCCAGUCACGAUGUGGAUGUGUAUUGAUUGAUGCCUGACCUUAACAGGGGCAGGAAUGACAGCAUGUCUAUCAGACAUUGGGUGGUUAAAAACAAGAAAUGUAAAUUAUAUAAAUUUAUGGGCAAAAGAGAAAAAAAAUGACUUUUUAUGUUUGCUUUUUUUUUUUAAAACAUGUCUGGCUGAUGUGAGAAAUUGACACUAUUUCGAGACCUCGCGCUCAAGAGAAACAGUCAAAGCUGUAUUUGUGCAUUCCCAAACCAAUAGUGUCAAUAACUGCUCACAAUCGGGACGUAUGCGCAAUAACCAGGAUUUUUUUUUUACUGCGUACGCCUUCCCAUUGUGAACAUUUCUUUAUGAAAAAAUCUUUAAAAUGAAGAUUUUUUUUUCUUGUACGUGUUACCCUCAUUGUUUUCCCUGUCACUUUCGCCUGAUUCUCUCUCAAUCUUUUCCUUGGUCUUUCCUUUGAAAACAUCAGAAUAAACAGUGCUGAGACAACA
Molecule: messenger RNA, 3667 nt
Organism: Myripristis murdjan (pinecone soldierfish)
Lineage: Eukaryota; Metazoa; Chordata; Actinopteri; Holocentriformes; Holocentridae
Gene: rbms1a
Product: RNA binding motif, single stranded interacting protein 1a
Exons: 14
Coding region: 459-1586 (375 amino acids)
Cellular component (GO): ribonucleoprotein complex
Molecular function (GO): RNA binding
Source: RefSeq, a predicted model, not a curated record